Vitis riparia (riverbank grape) is the source of this 3484-nucleotide messenger RNA. Its product is annotated as potassium transporter 2. The transcript is spliced from 10 exons. Bases 917 to 3298 code for a protein of 793 amino acids. Gene Ontology annotation, cellular component: plasma membrane. Gene Ontology annotation, biological process: potassium ion transmembrane transport. NCBI's taxonomy places the organism in Eukaryota, Viridiplantae, Streptophyta, Magnoliopsida, Vitales, Vitaceae. Gene Ontology annotation, molecular function: potassium ion transmembrane transporter activity. The record is from RefSeq and is a predicted model, not a curated record.
GAAAAACACAUGGCUGAGUCGUGAGGAAUUGGUGUCCUGUGAAUGAGGGCUUUUCAGUUCAUGGGUCUGCUUGGCAGCCGAGAAAAUCGAAAAUUCUAUAUUGUGAUUUCCGACCCCUUUUUUCAGCAAAUGAGGAUCGAGGGUUUACUGUGGUUUUUAUCUUGUGGGGUCUUCUGAAAUCUUAUUUAUUUAUUAAUCUGAAUAUUAAAACAGAUAAAUAAUAAAUGCAGAGAGAGGGUCUGUUUCAUGGUCCUUACAUGGUCUUUAAUUCUGUGGGCUCUUGUUGGUAUGACUGUUAUGUUAAUGCUACUGUCUAGUGUCGAUGAAUCACGUGAUCGUGCUUUUUUUUUUUCAUUCCCAUCAUUCCCAUAUUUGGUGUGUUUUCCCUGUGAAGUAACUUUGUGACGUAUAUAUAUACACUGUCAAAGUUGAAGUUCCCUGUUGUUUUUUCUUCCUCUGCGUGUCAUUUUCUUUGUUGGGUUGGUUGUCCUUACAUUUCGUGUUGGGUAUCUUGCUCAAUUGUGGGGCAACAGCAAGUUAUUGAUUUCUUUCCAUUCUCAUCAACUUGAGAAGCAAGAAAGUUGAAACAAGCGGUUGCAGAACAAAUUAAUGGGUUGGGGUUCUUCAACAUUUAUGGAAUUUGAUCUUGAGUAGUCCUAAUGUGAUUGGGUAUCAAUCUCUUUGGGGUUCACAAUCCACCAAUAAUUGGGGGGCAACUUUGAUUUGAUUUUAUCCCUUUACGAAAUGCACCCAGUUUUCUAAGAGAUUGGUGGGGGAUGAUAAGGGUAUGGAUGCCAUGUGAAUUCACUGAAAAGUUGGUGAGGCCUGCUUUUAUCUCAUCUAGAUGUGAGCCUAAAGAUCUGCAGCUAUCUGUGUCACCUACUGAAAUUCAGAUUGACGGUUGACGUUUGAUAUCAUGGAUCCUGACCAUGGGAGGUGUUGGGGCACUUCAAAGAAGGACUCUUGGAAGACACUUCUUCUCUUAUCUUACCAAAGUCUUGGGGUAGUUUAUGGGGACCUUGGCAUUUCCCCUCUCUAUGUUUACAAGAGCACAUUUGCAGAAGAUAUUCAUCAUUCAGAAACAAAUGAAGAGAUUUUUGGAGUUCUUUCCUUUGUCUUCUGGACUCUUACUCUAGUCCCUCUAUUCAAGUACGUCUUUAUAGUCCUUCGAGCUGAUGACAAUGGAGAGGGUGGUACUUUUGCUCUGUAUUCCUUGAUAUGCAGGCAUGCAAAAGUAAGCCUUCUUCCCAAUAGGCAGGUUGCUGAUGAAGCACUUUCCACAUAUAAACUGGAGCAUCCUCCAGAGCAAAAGAACAGCUCAAGGGUUAAGAUGCUGCUUGAGAAGCACAGAGUGUUGCACACUGCUUUGCUAAUUUUGGUUCUUCUUGGCACUUGUAUGGUAAUUGGAGAUGGACUGCUUACUCCAGCCAUUUCUGUUUUCUCUGCUGUGUCCGGUCUCGAGUUAUCCAUGUCCAAAGAACACCAUCAGUAUGCAGUGAUUCCUAUUACUUGCUUCAUAUUAGUGUGUCUAUUUGCACUACAACACUAUGGCACACAUCGGGUUGGAUUCUUCUUUGCUCCAGUUGUGUUGAUUUGGCUACUAUGCAUCAGUGCUCUUGGCUUAUACAAUAUAUUCCGCUGGAACCCACAUGUCUAUCAAGCUCUGUCCCCAUAUUACAUGUUCAAAUUCUUGAAGAAGACGAGGAAAGAUGGAUGGAUGUCUUUGGGUGGAAUUUUAUUGUGCAUAACAGGCUCAGAGGCAAUGUUUGCUGAUCUUGGACACUUCUCAUACACUGCAAUUCAGAUUGCCUUCACUUUCUUGGUUUAUCCUGCUCUGAUAUUGGCAUAUAUGGGUCAAGCUGCUUACUUGUCGAUACAUCAUGACAACAGUUACCAGAUCAGUUUUUAUGUUUCAGUUCCAGAAACUGUGAGGUGGCCAGUGCUUAUAAUAGCGAUUCUUGCCUCUGUUGUGGGAAGUCAAGCUAUCAUCAGCGGAACAUUCUCUAUAAUCAACCAGAGCCAGUCACUUGGAUGCUUCCCAAGAGUCAAGGUUGUUCAUACCUCUGAUAAAAUACAUGGCCAGAUCUACAUCCCAGAGAUCAACUGGAUACUUAUGAUUCUCUGCAUUGCUGUGACCAUUGGAUUCAGAGAUACAAAACAUAUGGGGAAUGCAUCAGGGUUGGCAGUGAUGGCAGUAAUGCUAGUGACCACAUGCCUCACUUCCUUGGUUAUUAUCCUCUGUUGGCACAAACCCCCUAUUGUAGCUCUCUCUUUCCUACUGUUCUUUGGCUCUAUAGAAUUACUCUACUUCUCAGCCUCCCUCACAAAGUUCCGUGAGGGUGCCUGGCUCCCCAUCCUGCUAGCUCUCUUCCUCAUGACCAUCAUGUAUGUUUGGCAUUAUGCCACCAUCAAGAAAUAUGAAUUUGACCUUCACAACAAGGUUUCUUUAGAAUGGCUUUUAGCCUUGGGUCCAAGCUUGGGAAUAGCUCGAGUACCUGGUAUUGGGCUGGUGUUCACUGAUCUCACCUCUGGCAUCCCGGCAAACUUCUCCCGCUUUGUCACCAACCUCCCUGCCUUUCACCGUGUCCUUGUCUUUGUAUGUGUGAAAUCAGUGCCAGUCCCGUAUGUGCCCCCAGCUGAGAGGUAUCUUGUGGGCCGGGUGGGUCCUGCUACUCACCGCUCCUACAGGUGCAUUGUCCGUUAUGGGUAUCGUGAUGUUCACCAGGAUGUUGAUUCUUUUGAAUCUGAACUUGUUGGUAGGCUGGCUGAUUUCAUCCGCUAUGAUUGGGUUCGGACACAUGGCACGGACCCAUGUAUUGAAGAUGAUGGAUCCCAAUCUGGGGGAUCCUCAAGUGAAUGUAGAUUGACAGUGAUUGGAAAUGUAGCAUUUUCUGGUACACCAGCUUAUGAGAUUGAGGAGAGCUUGCAGCCAGCUAGUGUAUCCAUUGGUUUCCCAACUGUGGAAAGCGUCACAGAUGUUAUUGAGAUGGAACCCAUUUCUGUUACCAAAAGAAGAGUGAGGUUUGCCAUUGAUGAUGAGUCUGAAACUGAUACACGGUCUGAGACUGAUGUGCAGUUGCAAGAAGAGUUGGAAGAGUUAUGGGCAGCUCAACAAUCGGGGACUGCAUUCAUACUUGGGCACUCACAUGUUCGAGCAAAACAAGGAUCUUCCCUUGUGAGGAGAUUGGCAAUCAAUGUCGGGUAUAAUUUCCUGAGGAGGAAUUGCCGAGGACCAGAUGUAGCUCUCAAGGUGCCACCAGUGUCUCUCCUUGAGGUUGGCAUGGUUUAUAUCGUCUGAGUUACAUGUGUACCUAGUUUUGUUUGCUUAUGACCUCAUGUCUUAUAGAGAAAAAAGGAAAGAGGUUUCCAGGGUAGAUGACUGUAGAUUAAAGAAUACCAUGAUGUAGAAAAACUUGUUAACCCUAUCAACAAUAUGCAUUUUCAUGAAAAUAUGAGGAAAUGGCAGGAAGCAUUUACUAUCAUA